Magnolia sinica is the source of this 1404-nucleotide messenger RNA. Its product is annotated as nudix hydrolase 15, mitochondrial-like. Lineage: Eukaryota; Viridiplantae; Streptophyta; Magnoliopsida; Magnoliales; Magnoliaceae. Gene Ontology annotation, biological process: coenzyme A catabolic process. The transcript is spliced from 4 exons. Bases 497 to 1237 code for a protein of 246 amino acids. Gene Ontology annotation, molecular function: acetyl-CoA hydrolase activity; coenzyme A diphosphatase activity. The record is from RefSeq and is a predicted model, not a curated record.
GUUGAAACCUUAAAGGCCCGCAGUGAUGUUUAUCUGUCAUCCAACCUGUUCAUAACGUCGGGUAGACGUGUUGAAGGCUCAGCUUGAUCGAAAGCUUCGGAGGCCUCAAGAAGAUUUCAACUUCAAUCAUCACUGUUUCCUGUGGUGUGGUCCACUUGAGUUUUGGAUAUGCUUCAAUUUUGGACUUGUGCACUAAUAUGAUCUGGGAAAAUGGAUGGACGGCGUGGAUAAAACACAUACAUCAUGGCGGGCUCCAGAGAGUCCUGCCAUCAGCAGGUCCGUCCUUCCGGUGGUGGCAACGUGUCACCACGCAAUCCGCUUACGUCGUGGACGGCGCAAUUUAGCCGUUUACAAUAUAAUAAUGCUAACAUAAGCGGCAGUGCGACGUAAACCUCUCUCCCCCCUUGGGAGUCCCGCAGGGACUCAUCACCAUGAUCUCAGCUCUAAGAAGGAUUCCAAAGCCGCUCCUUUGGUAAAUCCUCCCUCGAAAAAGCUCAUGGAUUCAAGCUGCGGAAUCCGACGGCUGCAAAACCUAGCUCAACAGCUCCGUUCCUACAAACCUCCCCUUCCACAAGACAACGACACCAAAGAAGAAGAAGUAAAGAAGGGAGCAGAAAACCUGGGUUUUUCAGAACCUACGGACUUGUUUCGUCGUCGCCUAUCGAAUUUCGGAUCGAAAAGAGCUGCUGUUCUAGUCUGUCUAUUCGAGGGCGACGCCGGCGAUCUGCGCGUCAUCCUCACCAAGCGCGCUCCGAAGCUCUCUAGUCAUGCAGGGGAAGUGUCGUUGCCGGGAGGGAAGGUGGACAAAAGCGAUGCCGACGAAUGCGAGACAGCGUUGAGAGAGGCGAAGGAAGAGAUUGGAUUGGAUCCGUUGACUGUCAAGGUCGUCACCGUUCUUGAACCGUUCUUUACCAUGCAAUUCACAAGAGUCAUUCCUGUAGUCGGCAUGCUUUUUAAUAAACGAGCAUUCGAGCCGGUCAUAAAUUCCACUGAGGUGGAAGCUGUAUUCGACGUGCCCUUGGAGAUGUUUCUCAAGGAUGAGAAUCAUUGGACAGAGGAGGUGAAAUGGAUGGGCGUCGUCUACCAUCUUCCUUACUUUCGUUUUCAAGCAGAAAAUAAGAAAUACGUGAUAUGGGGUUUAACAGCCGGAAUCUUGACCCGUGUUGCAUCGGUGGUAUACCAGCGGCCGCCGCCUUUCGAUGAGCAGAGGUCAGGUUUCAAGAUUCGUAACUUGUAGUAAUGAAGGGAGAAUCUGUUGCAGCGAACUCAACUACUGUUUGAGUGCCAUCUUCAAAGCAUCUCAAUGUGAAAUUUAAUUGCUUGUUCUAAUACUGUGAAAAUUCAUGCACCAUAUCUAAUGUAAUGGGGAAAAAAAUCAACUUAUGGCCUGUUUGGGAGCGUGGA